This is a messenger RNA of Salvelinus sp. IW2-2015, 1340 nucleotides long. RefSeq names its product homeobox protein Dlx3b-like. The record is from RefSeq and is a predicted model, not a curated record. Gene Ontology annotation, molecular function: RNA polymerase II cis-regulatory region sequence-specific DNA binding; DNA-binding transcription factor activity, RNA polymerase II-specific. Lineage: Eukaryota; Metazoa; Chordata; Actinopteri; Salmoniformes; Salmonidae. Gene Ontology annotation, biological process: regulation of transcription by RNA polymerase II; cell differentiation; embryo development.
UGUGGAGUGCAAUAGAGAUKGAAUAAUCUGUGCGUUUUUUCUUAACUCUAUUCUUAACUGCCUAAUAAACACAUCCAGCAGAAAAUGUCUCUUCUACUUUCAGAAAUGUUKUGGGACUGUGGUUCGGGCCGGGGGAGGUUCUGGAGGUUUUCGUGGGGAGAGGAGUGUAGCCUGGCUGGCGACACAGUUUAGCCCUCAGGGUAAACUGGGAAUGAAGCAUUCACUCCCCUCGCUCUGUAAUUUUGAGUUCAGUUGGGUUGGGUGCCGUCACAGUGCAGUGCAGUCUCGCCGAGGGACUUUGGAUAGACUCURAAGAGUUCAACGCUUCACAAUAGGCCUAUUGUUUUGGUUUUAUUUUGGGGAGUUGAUGUUUACUUUUCAAACUUGAAUUUCAACUUACUAGGCCUUUCUUACGAGUCUCCUCUAUUUCUGGAGGUUUUUAUUAGGGGAGUGAAGGAGGGCCGUGCAGGAUGAAUGGAACUACUUCUGAGAAGGCGACAUCGAGCCUUUCGUCUGAUCUCCACUCCACAGUGAGCUGUCACCCGGGCGCCAAUGAUUUGCCGACCCUGCCAAAGUCUUCUCCCAUGGACAUGGGGUUCUACAGCGGCCAGACGACGCACAGCCACCACGACUACUACCCCAGCCACAGUCAGUCCUGCUUGCAACCAAUGAAGCCAUACUCGUAUCAUCACCACUACAAUCUCCAUGGGGCCUACAUUGCCAAAUCGGAAAACCCUUAUCCUCAUACGCAAUAUGCUCAUUAUACCCGGGACGUACAGUCACAUCUCCAAGAUAUCGUGAAAGAGGAACCAGAGCCUGAGGUGAGAAUGGUCAACGGAAAGCCUAGAAAAAUCCGAAAACCUCGCACCAUAUAUUCUAGUUACCAGCUCGCUGCGUUGCAACAUCGCUUCCAGGGAACUCAGUAUUUGUCUCUUCCUGAGAGAACCGAACUAGCGGCUCAACUCGACGUGACACAAACACAGGUCAAGAUCUGGUUCCAGAAUCGCCGUUCCAAAUUCAAGAAGCUGUACAUUAACGGGGAAGUUCUACUGGACCACAGCCCAGGAGCCAGUGACUCUAUGUCCUGCAAUUCACCCCCGUCCCCGGCCAUUUGGGACCGUAGUGUACCCACAGACCCCGCCACUAGAGAGCAGGCUCCCCAGCCCUCCCUCAGCUCCUCUCUAUGUUAUGUGGAGAACUACACUCAUCACUGGUAUCAACAGACCUCACAGUCACGCUCACAGCACUCAGGACUGGUUCUUCAGCACACAACACACAACCUAAGAAUAAUGGGGGCGGUGUACUACCACACAUUGUUACCGGUAACCAACUGUGGGUAA